AUGCAACCUUUUAAUAAAUACUAUCCGCCAGAUUGGGAUCCGAGCCAGGCUAGUACAGGCUCGGUGAACAAAUUUGUGGGGAAACAUCCACUUGGCGACAGAGCCCGGAAGAUAGAUCAGGGCAUUUUAAUCGUCAGUUGCGGGGCUUGGCGCUAUGAUGUCAACGUAUCGUACUCAAGAUUCGAAUUACCAUUUAACAUCUGGUGUGAAGGUUGUGAAAACCAUAUUGGCAAAGGGGUUCGCUAUAAUGCAGAGAAGAAGAAAGCUGGGAACUAUUACAGUACGCCAAUAUGGAGUUUCCGUAUGAAAUGUCACUUGUGUGAUAAUUGGUUUGAAAUCCAAACGGAUCCAAAGAAUGCGGAAUACGUAGUGGUGUCGGGAGCGCGACGGAAAGAAGAAGAGUGGGAUCCAGAGGAUACGGGGACAAUAAAACUGAAAGAUGACGAUGAGGCACGAAAACUUGCAGAAGAUGCUUUUUAUAAAUUAGAACACGCAGUCAAGGACGAGCAGAAGCAUGCUGCAGCCGUUCCUGCGCUGACACAGUUGCAACGUUUGAACGAGCGGCAGUGGGCCGACCCAUAUACCCUUUCACAGAAAAUGCGCAAAAUAUUCAGAGCAAGUAUUGGAAGCAUCGGUUUGGGCUUACGCUGUUCGGUUGUAUUGACAGGAAUUGUCGAAUUUAUUAGAAUGAUAAGAAAGUGCGGGAAGUACAGAAUCGGCAAGAUGAGGAAAUACUUGAUCGAAAUGGACCCUGUACUAGAACAAGCGCAAAAGCGAAAGCUGGAAGUAACAGCAUCGUCAAUAUUCGAACCACGUUCUUCACGAAAAGAAUCCAAGAAAACAAAAGUGUCGGCGCUGGCGGCUAAAGACAAGAUUGCCCAGCUUUCCGCAAUGGCCAAAGUUAAUACAAAGUUGAAAAUCGAUCCGUUUUUGAGGAGUGACACUGUGGUCAGUAAACCAAAUAACGUAGGAAGCGUGUUGGGUAUAGUAAAAAGAAAGAAUGCAAUUAAUCAUGCCGAAGCUAGUGGCAGCAGCGAGUGGGAAAAUAUGGAAGAGGAAGUAGACGAACCGAUCGAUGAAGUCAUGAAAAAUAUUUUGCACAGUCAACGGGAAAGGGCCGCAGACGUGCGUAUUCCUUCGAUAUCACUGGUGAGCACUGACUACGAUAAUGACGACUCUGAAGAAAGUGAGGAGACAGAAGAGGGGUAA
Messenger RNA from Paraglomus brasilianum, 1209 nucleotides. The record is from the annotation of a GenBank genome assembly. Lineage: Eukaryota; Fungi; Glomeromycota; Glomeromycetes; Paraglomerales; Paraglomeraceae.